CAUACCUCCCUCUUUCAGCAGAUCCGCCGCUCCUCUGCGACCCGACAAGAUGUCUCGCGCGCCAGUGCAGCAUGUCGAGACCUGCAUCUCGGUGUCGCCAGCAUCGCCCUCCCUGGUGCUCCACAUCAACACCACACCAGAAACAUCCCUUGGACUGUUUGGCGCUGGGCGAAAGAGAGGCUUUGAAGAGAUAUCCGGUUUAGAUGAAGAGGCGUAUGCGCGCAAAUACCUCGCCACGGAAGGCUCGGUGUUCUUCCGGCGAAAAGGAAGGACCCCAAGGAGCUUUCUGUGGAGGGUAUUGGAAGACCGGAAAUUGCUGGAGAUUCAAUGCGUAGAUCUUGUGCAUGACAAGAAAGCGGCGAAGAGUGAAAGCGGGCUCACUUUCCGGGUCCAGCUGCCAGCUGCGAUCGUCAGAAAUGGUGUCGUGUUUGCGGAUCCGGAGGAUGUGGACAGCUUGGAAGCAUAUGUCCUGACGGCCAGCAAUGAGCUCUACACCAUCACCCUCAAGCGCGAUCUGUUGACACGAGAGACGGCCCCCAGUGAAUUCGACGCAUCGACGUGCGUCAAGAAAUACUCGUCAAAUUCCCUCGCAUUCCGACAUCCCUACAAACUGGUGGCAGUCUCCGGCCUCGAGCUCUUCAUCACCCUCCAUGAUGGCGGCAUCCUGCGCCUCGCCCGUCAGCCGAACGAGAAUGGUACACACUGGCGCGAAACCUUCUACAGUGAGGGCAAUUGGGGUGAUACUAUCCGAGGACUGAUCACCUUGAAACGACAUCAAACCGUGCGGUACGGUGACCUGGAGCUGGAACCGAGCGCCGUUGCUGCACUAGCGGAGAGUCCAGAUGGGAGACAUGUAUGGACUGUCACUCUAGAUCACGAGCUAAAGGCAUGGAGUACGACCACUGGCAAGCCGAUUGCGCACAUCGACAUGCUGAACCAGCGGUUUGAUGAGGAAACCAAGAAGCUGCAGAAGUACGUGAUGAGCGCGGAGCAAGGCACCUUGAUGCAGCUUGUCACGCUACCGACCACGUCGAAACGACUCACCAAGAGCGAUCAGGACUUGUUGUACUACAUUGUUCUCAGAUCGCCGAAGGACAACCAGUUCAAAUUCUACGAGGUGUCCGCACCGCACUCCGCUGGAGAAGAGGAAGAGUCGAUCAGGCUAGACCCCAUGCAAACGGCAGCGACUCUCAUUCCUCCAUUCGCCGAGCUAAUGGAUACCACCAUGUGGCAUCUCGAAGAAUUCCACGUCAUUCCCGGCCCACUGUGGAGAGACUCGCAAAUCUGGAUUCGCGCUCGCAAUGGCAAGCUCUGCAAGACCUUCACCCUCACCUUCAGCCUUUGGGAGAAGAAGGGCGAGGCGGCGGACUUGGAGCCUGUCUGGCAAAAUGAAUGGACAUCGGUCGAUGCCAGCAUGCAGACUGCCGAAGCCCUUCGCAAUUGUACAGACUUUCCGGGCGAUCUCGAAGGAGGGAAUGAGAACAUAUCAACCUUGCCCACGGAGAAAUGGGUGGAUUUCCUCUUCUCUCCCGGACGCUUCAGCACCGCAUCCAUCGACACGGCGCUCAGCAUAUACCGCAAAGGCCGAGGAUUGCAGGCCAAGUCUCGCAUCAAGGGUCUAAGCGCGCCCGAGGUGCCUUUGAAGGAACGAGUGACCGAAGCGAUUGGAUCCAAGAUCGUCCUCAAGCGUCAUUCCACCGACCAGCCGGAUUAUGAACGAUAUCAGUCCAGUAUUCAGACGGAGUGGAAGACAUUCUACUCUCUCCUACGCGACCUACACACACGUCGACACGAAGCGGUUGGCCUCGCUCUGGACACAGUAGAUGGCUUAGCGUGGACGGUCUACGCUGAUUUCGUCGCUUCGAUCCGAGCUACGAGUCAAUUCGAGGCGCUUGUGGUCAACGAGCACUUACUUGAGGGCAAUGGCCUGCAACUCGUUGACGAGUCUAUCUCGACUAGCAUCUUCCCCUCAAACGAAGCAGUCCAUUUUGCCCAGGUCCUGUCUGCCACGAAGGAAUUCUGUUCAAGGCUCUCGCCCGAGUUCAAGGAACAAUUCAACAACGACGUGCUGCUCGGGGCACUCGAAGACGACACGGGUGAUCGCCAGCGCAGUCAAAAGCGUGUGCAGGAUCUCUACGACACACAUGAUUUCAGCGUCGAGGUCAUGGACGACGACUUUCUUGCAUUGGAACACGCUGCACAGCCUUUUGGUGGUCUGGGAGAUUUGAGCGAGGCGGGUAUUCUUGGCGUGUUGGAGCUGAUGCAGGAAGACGCCAACAACAGCGGUGCCGAUCCUGGCAAGGCUCUGAGCUUGUAUGGCAAUAAAAUGACCAUCGCCAUCGCACGAGAGACCUUGGAGCAGCAUCGGAGUGUCUUGCUGAGUCUACUCACACUGGUGGUGUUCAUGUACGGCGACCUGGAUCAAGCUGACCUACACCCUGAGUUUCUGUCGGAGAUCGGUCCGCUGUACGACGCCAUUGCUACACGAUUGAAGCAUAAUGUUAUGCUCUCGUGGCUCGCGCGAAACACGAUUGCAGUGCCGCAAGCGGAGAACACGCAUGGAACGAAAGUGGACUCAAUCACCGUCACUUUGUUGGAGAGGCUCUUUAUCGGCGACUGGGACCCCAAGUCCAAGCCCAAAGAGACCCUCUCCGAGCAACUGACAAAGUGGAGCAAGCAGUGGACGUACGGUGCCCGUCUAUGGGACGAAUGGGAUGGCGUGACUGGCCAUGUGUUGGGAUUUCUGAUUCAACAACAGAGCUAUGAGCUCGCUACGGACUUUCAGGUGUUCUUGUCUCGGGGCGAGGAGUCGUCCAGCUGGCUUCAGUACUUGGAGGGACGACUGCUCCUUGCAACAGGAGAAUAUGCACAAGCGAGCCUCAAAUUCCAAGCCGCGGCAGGUGGAAUGGCAGAAGCGACGAAGGUGGCUGGCUCAGACACCGCACAUCUGCUCUCUGCCGAGGAGCAGAACUAUUUCGGCGAUGGCCACAGUCGCUUCUACCAGCACAUCUCCGCGCUGUACGAGAAGCUGCGCAUCUUUUCGUACACUGCAGACUUUGCGACCCUGGCGCUGGAUCAUCUGGAGAACGGCGAGGAUAUUGGUGCUCGCUCGCUCAUGGAGAUUGACCGGAGGAAGGCGAAUCCUGAGAGUCCGGCGCAUCAAAGGGUGGGCGGUGCGCUGGAGGAGAUUGACAUUCUGAAAGAGUACGAGCGACGAAAGGAGGAAAUUCGCGGACGCCUGUUCACAGCGCAGGUGGAAACGGGCAGGUUCGCAGAAGCACUGCGUACCCUUUCCAGCAUUGCAGAGCGCGCCAUCCGACACGCCAAUCUCUCGACUCUCAUCCGAACGUGCAUCCAAAAAGACGCAGUGCCGACUUUACUCGCUUUACCGUUUGCAGACACCGACGUCCUCCAAGACGCAGAUGCAAUCCUCCUCUCCCUCGCAAAGAAGAGUCUCGCCUCAGGAACCGGGGGCGGCAGCAACAGCAUCAGCUCCACCGGCGCCACCACCCCCCACUACCAAAUCCUCUACGCUUUCCGCACGCAGAAUUCCGACUUCCGCGGUGCGGCCGAGAUCCUCUACGCGCACUUGCAGCGGCUGCGAGACGCGCAUGCGAAGCAGGGAAUUCUGGAUCCCGAGGAGCAGACGCUGGUGCAGGCUUAUGUGCUGCUUAUUAACACGCUGGCGUGUUGUGGAGAGGGCGAGGGGUGGUUGUUGGCGGAUCCGCUGGAGGGUACUGAGGGGAAGAGGAGGUUGGUGACGUUGGCGGAUGUGAGAGCUGAGUAUACUGCUGAGUUGGAUCGGAGGAGUGAGGUUCUGCAAGGGAGGUUUCCGCUUUUUGCGGGAGUUGGUGGUGCUGGGUUGGGGGAGGAGAUGGAUGUGUUUUGAGUGGCUAGGUAGGAGUGUGUUGAGGUGAAGAUUGAAUGUGAUUCUACUGUCCUCGA
This is a messenger RNA of Neohortaea acidophila, 3945 nucleotides long. RefSeq names its product nucleoporin Nup120/160-domain-containing protein. Gene Ontology annotation, molecular function: structural constituent of nuclear pore. The record is from RefSeq and is a predicted model, not a curated record. Lineage: Eukaryota; Fungi; Ascomycota; Dothideomycetes; Mycosphaerellales; Teratosphaeriaceae. Gene Ontology annotation, cellular component: nuclear pore. Bases 50 to 3889 code for a protein of 1279 amino acids. The transcript has a single exon.